This is a messenger RNA of Daucus carota subsp. sativus, 1622 nucleotides long. RefSeq lists its product as uncharacterized. Bases 328 to 1485 code for a protein of 385 amino acids. NCBI's taxonomy places the organism in Eukaryota, Viridiplantae, Streptophyta, Magnoliopsida, Apiales, Apiaceae. The record is from RefSeq and is a predicted model, not a curated record. The transcript is spliced from 3 exons.
GGUUCAUUUUCGUCAUCAUUCCAGAAAAUCUCACAACAAUAAUCCCCUUCUUAUAAAUACCCCUGUACGCUUCAAACGUUACACAGACUUAUCAUUUCUAUUCGACAAUCAAAAACGUUUUUCACCCCCUCUCUUUUUUUUAUAUAUAUUUCGUGUAGGCGGUUUCGUUUCCAAUUUGCAAGCUUUUGAGCAACCCUUUUGUCUUAAAUUAAGAUGGUCAUCUUUAGUUUUCAACAAACAGUCAAGAUAGACGAGACCCAGUUGGCGAAUUGUUGAAUUCAGUUGUUUUUGGUUGAUUUUGAAGAGCCCUUUUCAGAUUUCAGUUUGAUGGAGGGUAGGAGAAGAUACAGGGGAGAUAAGUAUAAUCAAGAAGCUACAAAAGCUAAUAGAAAGUCAUCUGGAGGUGAUUGGCAACAAACUGUCCCUUCAUGGGAGAAGAAGUUUUGCACUUCAAUUUGUAAAGUUCCGUGGAACAGGAUCGUGGAUGCUAAGAAGUAUAUGCACUGCCAUGACAAUGUGGUUAAUUGGGAUGAUACUGCUGCGAAAGAAGCAUUUGACAAUGCCAAGAUGAGGUACUACGCAGAGACACAUGGUCUUCCUUGUGAGAUAGAAAUGCCAGAUCCUGAUGAAUAUAUUGAUGAAAUUGACUGGGAUUGCCGCGUUGAUCAAGACCUGCUACAUGACUUGGUGAAGAAACCAGUGGAUGUUGAUACAGCAAGGAAACGUGAGAAUAUCGUGAUUUUUGGUGACAGUUUCUUACAAGAUCAAGGAUUCUCGAGUACAGGUUGGGGAGAUGUUGUGGAAGAAUCUAAGGAAAAUCCUAAUAUUUCAUCUAACAUAGACGGAGAUAAACCUUGGGAACAAAAGGUUAGUCAAAACGAUGGACCUGUUGAAGGCAAUGCAUGGACAGAUUCAGGCUACAAUGCCUGGGGUUGGUAUGACAAUAAUAACACACCCAUGGGAGGUUACGGAUGGGGAGAUGGUUGGGGGUGUAGUGGUCCCAGUGGAUGGGGAGAUGGUUGGAAUGAUUCCCAGGGUUGGUAUCAUUAUGGAAAUAGUAAUGCACAAGAGUAUGUGGAGGAAGAUCCUAAUGCAAUAUAUGGGGGUUCAUCGUAUGGAGAGCAUCCAUGCAAGGGUUCAUCGUAUGCAGAGCAUCCACGCAAAGGGGGGGACACUGGAAAUAUUGAUCAAGGAUUUUGUGUGCCGGAGCACAGUGGUUACCUUCCACCAGAUAGUAGGUAUUAUAACAAUAAUUACAUGCCAAGGCAUGAAUACUCACAGUUUCAGGGCACCAACUACCAAAAGAAUCAGUCCAGGAGGAAGGCAGAUGGCGCGAGAAAUAGAGUAAAUUUUGUGUCUGAACAGCAAGCAACGAAUAAGUGGAGUGCUUCAAGGGAGAAGUUCACGACCUCAUGUGCACCUGUCGUUAGCAAUGUAUCUGGCAAACGCCAAAAUCGCUGGAGCAUGGAUAAGCCAGUCUCUUGAAACCCAGAAACAUUUCUAAAAGUAAUUCCAAAUUGGAUAGAGCUCCGUUCGGCUCGUUUGGUUGGGUUAAUUUAGGUUUGAGCUUGACUUUUUUGAAUGUGUUUGUGAAGUUAAAGUAUCAUUUGUUUGUUUGUUGA